UACUUACAAUAAUAUUAUGCUGCUGCUCGUUUUUCUUCUAUUCAUUUGCAAAUUUGAGUAUUGUUAUUCAAACAAUAAUGGUAGCUGCAUUGAAGUGGAACGAGUUGCUCUUCUCAGGUUCAAGGACAGCCUAAUCGACAGAUCAAAUCGUCUCUCCUCAUGGACCGGUCUAGACUGUUGUGUGUGGGAAGGAGUUUCUUGUGGCUCUGUAACUGGUCAUGUUUGGAAGCUUGACUUACAUAACCCAGUUACAUAUGAUGAUGAUGAUGAUAAGUAUAACAACAAUUGCUUGGGAGGUGAGAUCAGUCAUUCUCUAAUCAACUUGACAUAUUUGAAUUACCUUGAUUUAAGUUUGAACAAUUUCUCUGAGAUCCAAAUUCCUAAAUUCUUGGGAUCUUUCAAAAACUUGAGGUAUCUUAAACUCUCAACCUCAGGUUUUGUGGGAAAUAUUCCCCCUCAUGCAUCUUGGGAAUCUUUCGAGGCUAGAGUAUCUCCACCUUGGAUAUUCUUCGGAAGGUCGCUUUUAUGCUAAUAACUUGAUUACAAAUACCUUGGAUUGGUUCGCCAGUCUUUCUUCACUAAAAAGCCUUGACAUGUCUAUGGUUUUCAUUCAACGAAGUGAAAAUUUGUUUGGCACAAUCAAUAAACUUGUAUCUCUCUCUUCUUUAAACUUGCAUGAGUGUCAGCUUAAGAUUACCAAUCCUCCUUCACUUGUUAAUUCCACUUCUCUCAUCUCCCUGGAUCUCGGUGAGAAUGCAUGCGAUGCCAUGACCCUUCUAUGGUUAUCUAAUCUCACAAGACUUGAGAAUCUCAAUCUACCUCAUAAUUUAGCUUAUAGCUUCAAUUCUUCACUGUUAAUUCCUUUUUGUAAGCUCUUCAAUUUGGUCUCCAUGGAUCUCACUUGGAAUAAUUUUCAAGGUCUGAUUCCCCAUUGUCUUGGAAAUUUGACUUCUUUAACCUCUCUUAACUUAGCAAGCAAUAGGUUUGAAGGUUCAAUUCCAAAUAGCAUAAGUGGUCUUUGUAGAUUGCAAACUCUAGAUUUAUCUGAUAAUGACCUAAGUGGGUCGUUAACAGAUUCCUUAGGAGCUCCAUCUGAGUGUCUUUCAUAUAAUUUGCAAAUGUUAUCCUUAGGCCUCAACCAUUUUACUGGUCAACUACCAAAUCAGUUAUACAUGUAUAAAAAUUUGAAUAGGCUUUCUCUCUAUUCAAAUUCCCUCUCUGGUCCCAUAGCAGAUUCACUUGGAAAUUUGUCAAUGUUGUCUUUCUUAGAUAUUGGUUCCAACAAUUUCAGUGGUAGCAUUCCCACAAGUCUUGGACAACUUUCAAACCUUGACACUUUAUAUAUAACCUAUAAUUCCUUCCAGGGCGUUCUCUCUGAAUCACAUUUUUCAAAACUUACCAAUCUCAGGGUAUUAGGACUAAAUGCAAAUUCAUUACUUCAUGUAAAUUCAUUACUUCUUGAUGUAAGAUCCAACUGGGUUCCUCCUUUUCAACUAAAAGAGAUUUACAUGCCUUCAAUCAGAGUUGGCCCUCUCUUUCCGCAAUGGCUUCGUACCCAAAUAAAAGUUUAUGCCCUAGACAUGUCCAAUGCAAGCAUCUCAGAUGCUAUUCCUGAUUGGUUUGGAAAUUUAUUCUGGACUUGCGAGUAUAUAGAUCUCUCUAAAAAUGAUAUUAGAGGAGAACUCCUCAUGAGUGUUGAAUUUGGUUACACGAUUGAAAUCAUACUUUCAAGCAAUCAUUUGACUGGUGAAAUUCUAAAGUGGUUAUGCAAUUUAAAAUAUUUAGUGAUGCUUGAUAUUUUUUCAAAUAAAUUGUUUGGAGAAAUACCUUCAUGCUUUGGAAAACUACAAGAGUUGGGAUAUUUAAAUUUGGGGAAUAACCAUUUAUUUGGUCACAUUCCAAGUUCAUUGGGAUCUCUAAGUAACCUCUACUCUCUGCACUUGCAGAACAACAAAUUUGAAGGGGGACUCCCUUCAAGCUUGCAAAAUUUAAGAAGGUUGAUCACCUUGGAUUUAAGUGAAAAUGGAUUAAUGGAUGUUAUUCCCUCUUGGAUUGGAGAAAACCUAGCAAGUCUGAGGUUUCUUAAUUUUCAGAAAAAUAAAUUCUUUGGAGAUAUUCCAUUUCAAUUGUGUUAUCUGAAAGCUCUUCAGGUGUUGAACUUGGCAAAUAACAACAUAUCUGGGCCUAUCCCUCGGUAUUUCAACAACUUCACUGCAAUGGCUAAUGGCUCAAUAGAUGGCUCUGAUGCAUUCGAUGCAGAUGAUGAGGAAAACAUUCAAGAAGAUAUAAAAGGAUUGGAAUUGGAAUAUACUACAAACCUUAGAUUUCUGAAAUCCAUUGACCUUUCUGGGAAUCAUAUCACCGGAGAGAUCCCAUUAGAAGUAAUGAGUUUGUGUGCAUUGAGUAAUCUAAAUCUUUCUAGAAAUAAUUUGAGUGGGACUAUCCCUCAAACAAUUGGCAAUAUGAGCAAAAUUGAAUCUCUUGAUUUGUCAAUGAAUGUCCUCUCCGGUCCCAUUCCUCAGAGCUUAUCAUCUUUGAAUUUUUUGAGCUAUCUGAAUCUGUCAUUUAACAAGUUAAAUGGAAGAAUACCAACGGGGCAUCAACUCCAAACCCUCGAUGAUCCAUCCAUUUACAUUGGGAACGAAGGACUUUGUGGUGUCCCACUUUUGAAGAGUUGCCUUGGUGAUGAUAAACCGUCAUUUGUUAAGCAGCCUACAGAAACCAAAUUAACCAAUGAUGAUCAUGAGUUUUUGAUGUGGUUCUACGUUGGUUUGGGACCUGGUUUCUUCGUUGGAUUCAUUGGAGUAUUAUGUACUCUAUUGUUCAAGACAUCUUGGCGCUAUGCAUACUUCAAAUGUCUGGAGAUCACUCUCAACAAAGUUUUACGUGGCAUUUCAAUUAAACGGAAAAGGUAAGUCAGCGGUUGGGUGUUUAUCGUAUUUGUUGUUAUGUUUUUAGUGUGUUCGUUAUUUUUCUUAUGUUGUGGUGUGGCUGCUUCAAACUUCUGAGAUUCCCAGAAAGGCCAAAGAUCUGAGAAGCCGCUAUUUGUUGUAGUGUGUUGUCGAUUUUAAUUUGAUAGAAUUUGUAAUUGAUGUCCAUCUUCAACUUUAUAUAUGUCAUUUAUGAUCAGAUCAUAUUCAAUGUCAUGCUCUAUUUUCAUUGCUA
Molecule: messenger RNA, 3165 nt
Organism: Ipomoea triloba (trilobed morning glory)
Lineage: Eukaryota; Viridiplantae; Streptophyta; Magnoliopsida; Solanales; Convolvulaceae
Product: receptor-like protein EIX2
Exons: 2
Coding region: 459-2915 (818 amino acids)
Molecular function (GO): protein binding
Source: RefSeq, a predicted model, not a curated record